Molecule: messenger RNA, 977 nt
Organism: Nicotiana tabacum (common tobacco)
Lineage: Eukaryota; Viridiplantae; Streptophyta; Magnoliopsida; Solanales; Solanaceae
Product: peptidyl-prolyl cis-trans isomerase FKBP16-1, chloroplastic
Molecular function (GO): peptidyl-prolyl cis-trans isomerase activity
Source: RefSeq, a predicted model, not a curated record
UAUGCUACCACCUUUUGUUUCAUUCUUAUCCCUUAAUGUGGAAAAAAAGUUCCCCACCACUUAGCUGCUCCAUUGGUAACCUUCAAUCGACAAUGGAAGCUCCUCAAUUUCAAGCCAGUCUCCAAUUCAGACGUUUCUUGGCGUCCCAAAGCCCAUGUGCAGGGGUGGCAAACGGCUGGAUCGGGUCGGAUACGGCGGGUCGAAAAACGGUUUUAGAGACUCUGAUCAUUGUAAGAUUGCUGCACCUAAAGCCUCAGAUCAAAGAAUGCCAUCUCUAAAUGUCAAAAAGUUGCUAAGAAGGUCAGUUCUGCAACUUGUUGGAUUGAGUCCCAUCUUCAUUAGUAUUCGUCCUGUCUUAUCUGCUCCAGUUCAGGAGAUGAAAGAACCUGAUGUUAUCCGGACUCUAAAGCUUGCUAGUGGAGUGAGAAUACAAGAUGUUGUUGAAGGGGAAGGACCAGAGGCUCAUGAAGGAGAUAUCGUCGAAAUUAAUUAUGUCUGCCGACGAUCAAAUGGAUAUUUUGUCCACAGUACGGUGGACCAAUUCAGCGGAGAAAGUGCCCCUGUCAUACUUCCUCUGGAUGAUACACAGAUAAUUGAAGGUCUGAAGGAAGUCUUGAUUGGAAUGAAGCCUGGAGGAAAAAGAAGAGCGCUGAUACCGCCUUCGGUAGGAUACAUCAAUGAAAACUUAAAACCAGUACCUGAAGAGUUUGGGCCAAGGCGUAGCCUUAUGUCUCAUGUGAAGGAGCCUCUAAUUUUUGAAGUGCAGCUGUUGAAAGUUUUAUGAGUAUCAUACUUAUUGUCGGUGCUUAACUAUAGUACGUAAGUUUUUUAAUUGAUUAACUUCAUUACUUUGAUCUCUUGAACAGUGUACUGAAUUUUUGCCAAGAUAUGCUAAAAUUGUCAGCGCGGGAUGUUCCUAAACUGGUUAUAAUAUUGGUUUAAUUUCUAGUUUAAGGGAACUUAUUCUUUAGACAAAA